Uranotaenia lowii is the source of this 2585-nucleotide messenger RNA. RefSeq names its product ras-related protein Rab-2A (gene Rab2). The record is from RefSeq and is a predicted model, not a curated record. The transcript is spliced from 4 exons. Lineage: Eukaryota; Metazoa; Arthropoda; Insecta; Diptera; Culicidae. Gene Ontology annotation, cellular component: Golgi apparatus. The coding region runs from base 608 to 1249 and encodes 213 amino acids. Gene Ontology annotation, molecular function: GTPase activity; GTP binding.
UCACUCACAGUCGCAGUCGUUCGUUUGAAGUUGGUCGAGGUUUUUCGUAUUUAGGAACCGUACCGUGUGAUUAUAGUGACGAAUACGCUACAGCGCAGAAAAAAUAGAGGAAAAAAUUAAAAUCAGCAGAUUCUUCCCCUUUGUAUAGAGAGCCCAAAGCUGGUGACGAGAAGUUUACGGGUUUUGUGGAAAACGAUUACUUCCGGAAUUUUUAAACCCUCUGGAACAAAGCGUAAAGUGAACCACUACCAUUCUAGUGUAUCCGGUCAUCGUCUGUCCGGAUUAUAAGCUGAAAAUAAUAUUUUAAUAAAGUGAGAGUGUGCUGUGAACAAAGAUAAGAAAGCACUGUGAUAUUUUUCCUGUGCUGUUUAAAAUCUCGAAUAGGUACGAAAGGUGGGAGGAAGAAGGUGCUGUUCUGCUCGAAUAUUGUGCAACGUAAUACCAGUCUUGGAAUACACAACGAGAAGUUUUGGUGUUUUUUUGGGAAAUCCCAGGAAAACCAGUCAAACGGGAAAGCAAUCACAAGGUAGCGACCCAACCCCACAUCUGCAGAAGGAUUUCCGAAUAACCAAUCUAGUCCGUGGAACUCGAGAAAGUCCCAGCCAAAAUGUCCUACGCCUACUUGUUCAAGUACAUCAUCAUCGGAGACACGGGUGUUGGCAAAUCGUGUCUGCUGUUGCAGUUCACCGACAAGCGCUUCCAGCCGGUGCAUGAUCUGACGAUCGGGGUCGAGUUCGGGGCCCGCAUGAUCACCAUCGAUGGCAAACAGAUUAAGCUGCAGAUCUGGGACACGGCCGGACAGGAAGCAUUCCGCUCGAUCACCCGGUCGUACUAUCGGGGUGCUGCGGGUGCUCUGCUGGUGUACGACAUCACCCGGCGGGAAACGUUCAACCAUUUGACCACCUGGCUGGAGGAUGCCCGGCAACACUCGAACUCCAACAUGGUUAUCAUGCUGAUCGGUAACAAGAGCGAUCUGGACUCGAGACGUGAGGUCAAGAAGGAAGAAGGUGAGGCAUUUGCCCGGGAACACGGACUAGUCUUUAUGGAAACUUCGGCCCGUACGGCAGCUAACGUGGAAGAAGCUUUCAUCAACACGGCGAAGGAAAUUUACGAGAAAAUCCAGGAAGGUGUAUUCGAUAUCAAUAAUGAGGCAAACGGUAUCAAGAUCGGGCAACAGCACUCGCCCACAAACCCAUCACUUGGAAGCGGAAACAACGCUGGCGGUCAGUCGAGCAGUGGUUGCUGUUAAAAGCCCCAAAACCAGCAGCAAACUGGAGCAGUUUGAAAUGUUGAGAGUUAAAGGAAAGUGUACCGUUUGUUUGCCAUCGUUUGCCAAAUAACAGCAGAAGCAAGCAAACCAUCGGGGAAAGUUUCUACAAGCAUUCAAAUAAUAGACCUACAACAAAAACACACACCGUAUUUUUGCCGACUACCGGAGCAAAAUCGUUUACAUACAAUUACCAGAUUACUCUUUCAGCAAAACUAGAAAACAAGAAUUUGAAAUCAUAAUUCUAUAGACAUUGGAUAGCGCAUACACCCAUACCCUAAACGACGGAAAACAAAACUCGGAUCUCCUGUAACGGCGCUAGAAUUACAAUAAUUGCCUGACUAUGGAGUAAGCGGAAAAUCUAUACACACACCUUAAUGUCUCUGUGCGUUUAUAAAAGAAAACUGUAUACCGGUUCAAAGGUAAAUUAUUCAUAUGUGUGUGUGUGCUGCGCGUUGCGGGGCAGUUUUUUCAAGACUGGUUCAAAAUAUGGGACGCGUACUGCAAAUGUUGUAAAAUAAAACUUAUUUUUAUUUUUUCUUUAUAUUACUAUUCUUAUCUUAAAACUCUGAUAGUUGAUAGCAUGCAUAAAUAUCGAAGUUACUGAAGACUACCCGUGUACCGGAGAUUAGGAACUAUCAUUUGAAUCUGGGAUAAUUUUAUCAUUUCCAACAUCUAAAUAAUAAUCAUGAUUACAAAGGUAUCGCUAUCAAUUGUAAGAUUAUUUCAGCAUAGUACCAUAUAAUUUGCUAACCCACACAGUUUAAAAGACACAAACGGAAAACCAAUAUGAAAUUUAGAGAAACCAUUCAAUAGCAAAAACGAAGCUUUUACCAAAUAGGAUGUGUUUUUAUGUUUCGUCUUAUGUUGUUCACAAUCGUAGCGGGUUGAAUAAGUUCAAAUAUAAACCGAUUAGAAACAGUGCUGUAGAGUUUUACUUGAUUGAAUCAUGCCAGUUAACAAAAAAAUUUAUGAAAAUCACUAUUGAAAACUUUUAAGAGAGCAAACAAAAUAUAUUCACACAAAAUCAAUUGGCAGCAGCUUGACGGUACAAACGAACAAUUAAGUAAAUAAAUUUUACCGCGGAGCAAUUUUUUCAAUUAAAUAUCGAUCGUACGUAUAUUAUACAUUCAAACAUGAUUGCUGCUUGUGGAAAUUAUUGGUUCAAUAAGUAUGUAUUUGAAAAUACGGCAAACCCCGCGAGUGUCGAAAGUGGUGAUGAAAAUUGCGUAUUUUGUGUUUUUUAUUCUGUUCAGUUGUGAUCAAAUUAUCAAAUAAACUAAAUAUAAUCUUACAAUGAUAAAAAGUACACUCUUAA